Diabrotica virgifera virgifera (western corn rootworm) is the source of this 1471-nucleotide messenger RNA. RefSeq names its product peritrophin-1-like. The transcript is spliced from 9 exons. Lineage: Eukaryota; Metazoa; Arthropoda; Insecta; Coleoptera; Chrysomelidae. Gene Ontology annotation, cellular component: extracellular region. The record is from RefSeq and is a predicted model, not a curated record. The coding region runs from base 181 to 900 and encodes 239 amino acids. Gene Ontology annotation, molecular function: chitin binding.
UAAAAUGCAUUAUUUUUUUAUUCCGGUUUUUAAGUGCCAUUGAUGAUGUUUUGAAAAGCAUCUAGUUUUUAGAAGUAGGGAUUUUAGUAUAAAUAUCAUACUUCUGCUUAAUUAUUAGUUUAGAUACUUACUUGGUUGCUUAAUUGUUAACGUAAAAAUUUGGUUGCUUACUAUCAUAAAAUGAACCAUUUCCUCACACUGUGCAUUAUUGGACUAGCUGCUAGUACUGCUGUAUUAGCUGAUUUUGAAUGUCCUAAACCUGGAAAUGAGGCAACCUUCUGGCCAGAUCCAGUUAAUUGCUCCGAAUAUAUUGAGUGCUUUGCUGGAAAGGCAAGUAUAAUGGAAUGUCCACCAGAUCUAUGGUGGAAUCAAGAAAAACAAUAUUGUGAUUAUAAAUCGAAUGUCGACUGCAAAAUCGAUCCAUCAGCUCCAACAGAGGCUCCACGUACAAGAGCUACACAGGCUACUCGACCAUCAGAUUUUACGCCAGAUCCUAAUUGUCCUUAUCCCUCUGACAUAAUCACAUACGAUUACGUUCCUGGUAAUUGCUCAGAAUAUUACGAAUGUGAUCACGGACUCAGAUAUCUUGAAAAAUGUCCAGCUAAUAGAUUAUGGAAUCAUAUUAAAAACUACUGUGAUUUCCCUGACGAAGUUGACUGCAGUCGUGCUCCAGUAGCAACAACCACACCUGGACCUUCUACUGCCCCAAGUCAAGUUUGUGUUGGCCAAAAAGACGGAACCUUGUUACCAGAUGCAGAUGAUUGCGCCAAAUAUUACGAAUGUCUACGAGGACAGGCUAUUGAAUUUACUUGCCCAGAUGGUACUUUAUGGGAUCAAGAUGAACAAGUUUGCGACUAUCCUAGUAGAGUCGAUUGCAAAGUAACACCUAAAAGUUUCUAAAGUUGUAUUUAGUACUUUUAAGCAAUCACUAACUGUUCCUCCAAUAUUUAUUUGAAGCAUAGCUUUCUUAUCGCAGGAUACCGUCGAAGCGAUGGACGCGCGAAGGUAUGAUAAAAUAAAAGACGACCGAUUGAAACGACUGUAACGACAUGUCGCGCCACCCCACACUUCGCGUGAUCAGACUAAGGUAAAUGCAGUCGCAUUCGUGUUUCUUAAUAAAAUAAAAAAAUUAGAUAAAUUAAAUAUAUUAUAUAAAAUAAAUUAAAAAAAUUAAAUAAAUAAUUUAAAUGAAUUGAAUUAAAUUAAAUUACAAUAAAAUAAAGUAAAUUCAAUAAAAUAAAAUAGAACAAAAUAAAUAAAAUUAAUUUAAAUUACAUUAAAUAAAAAAAAAAAAUAAAGUAAAUUCAAUUAAAUUAAAUUAAAAACCCUCCCUCCGUGCGUAGACGAUAAGAAAGCUAUGGUUCGCAUCCUCAGUCACUCUCGGAGUGCCACAGCACGUUAUUUAUUAUUGUAUUAUAGUAUGUAUUGUAUAAUAAAAUAUAUUACCGAGAAAUAAAUAAAUAAACUUGUA